CCCUUAUUCACAUCCCAUAAGUAUCUCAUCAGUCAAUAGCCUCUCUACAUAGAUCAAAGCUUAUUAUUUCCUAUCAAACUUUUUAUUUUCAAAUGGCCACGUCAGCAAUCAUGCAGUCCGUCCUGGCAAGACCGGUGACAAGUGUCACAACGAGGGCUAGGUUUGGUCAGUUUACUCCUUGCAGCUACGUGCCAUAUCUGCAGAAGAAUGCUAGCAUGCAAGUGCGGUGCAUGGCAAAGUAUGGUCAAAAAGAGGACGUGACACCGAAGCCAAAGGUAAGCACCAAAUUCUCUGACGUGUUAGCAUUCAGUGGACCCGCACCGGAGAGAAUCAACGGCAGGCUGGCGAUGAUAGGGUUCGUGGCGGCGAUGGCGGUGGAGCUAUCGAACGGCGAGGAUGUGUUGGUCCAGAUAUCCAACGGUGGAGUUCCAUGGUUUGUGGGGACAAGCAUUGUGCUAACCCUAGCAUCUCUGGUACCUCUAUUCAAAGGGGUGAGUGUGGAGUCUCGUUCAGAGAGGAUUAUGAGCUCUGAUGCUGAGCUCUGGAAUGGGAGGUUUGCUAUGCUGGGUUUGGUUGCAUUGGCUUUCACUGAGUUUGUCAAAGGUGGAGCCCUUGUGUAGGUCCCACUUUUUUAAUGUAAUUUUGAUUAUAUAUGAAAUCAAAUACACAGUUUCAUACUAGAAGGGAAAUAGAAAAUAGUUGCAUACAAGAUAAACUUUGUAAAGUUGUAGUAAUAUUAAUAUUGCAAUAAUUCCCUUGUAAUGUUCUAUUAAUCAAAUUUUAAUGAUAUUUGGUACCAAA
Molecule: messenger RNA, 801 nt
Organism: Camellia sinensis
Lineage: Eukaryota; Viridiplantae; Streptophyta; Magnoliopsida; Ericales; Theaceae
Product: early light-induced protein 1, chloroplastic
Source: RefSeq, a predicted model, not a curated record